GUUUGCUGCUUUUAGUUAGUCUCCCAGCUUGUUAAGGCUAGUUGGAUUUGAAGGGGUUUUAGGAACUUUGAAGACCAGCUUGACUUGACAAAGUGUAAGUGGUUUAAGUUGGUAAUCUUUUUCAGCAGGAUAAGUCUCUGUACGUCAGAGUGAGUUUACAGACUGUCCGAACUUGGGAGUUGUUGAAAUCCAAACAUCAUUUGCUGCAGACAGUGCUUGUUAAGCAAUGCCCUAUGGGUUUGCUGCUUUCCAGAACCAUGGCAUGGAUCUCUAGUGGCAAAACACAUAUAGAACUCAUCACUCACUUAAGAGAUCAUGAAGUUAUUCGCAGUGACAGAGUGUUUAAUGCCAUGCUUGCCACUGAUAGAGGGAUUUAUUCCAGAGACCACCCUUAUGCUGACUCUCCACAGUCCAUAGGAUACAAGGCUACAAUCAGUGCCCCUCAUAUGCAUGCACAUGCUCUGGAGGUCCUCAGUGACAAGUUAACAGAAGGAGCUUCAGCCUUGGAUGUGGGUUCAGGAAGUGGAUAUCUCACUGCAUGCUUUGCCAGAAUGGUAAGACCCUCUGGAAAAGUAGUGGGAAUUGACCACAUAGAUGAGCUGGUGCAAGCCUCUGUGAGAAAUGUCCAGGCGGAUGAUCCAAAAUUGCUUGCCUCUGGACUAAUUAAAUUAGUGGUGGGUGAUGGACGGUUGGGUUAUCCUGAUGAAGCCCCCUAUGAUGCUAUUCAUGUUGGAGCAGCUUCUCCUACACUCCCUAAAGCUCUCCUGGAACAGUUGAAACCAGGUGGGAGACUUAUUAUGCCUGUGGGCCCAGAGGGUGGAAACCAAGUUCUGGAGCAGUAUGACCGUCAAAGCGAUAGUACUUUCCUCAGGAAAGCACUGAUGGGUGUGAUUUACGUCCCACUGACAGACAAACACCACCAGUGGCCAAGUGAUGGGCUGUGAUUGCAGUAUAGAUGCCCCUGCAGGAGAUGGCGCUGGUGCUGUGGUUCAGAAAGCCCUUAGGGCUGAGGGACUGCGCUCAUCCCAUCUCCAUCUGCUGCCUAGCAACAUACUCUUCUAGAUCAUUCUGAUUCUUGACUUAAAACUGAAGUUCAAAUGAAGUAACUGUUAGAGGACUGAGGUGUCUCUUCACUUAAACUGUGUAAGCAAGAACUUCCAUAUCUAAGGCUUGUAAACUCUGAAUGCUUCAUAAGAGGGCGUGCUAUGCUUUAACAUACUAUACAGCAAGAAGCAACCACAAUAGAGUACAGUUAUAUGUGGAAAUGUAACUGCUACCAUGCUAACUUUUGAUGAAUUAUAUUGAUGUGACAUUACUAAGCUAAUGCCAAGGCUUAAAUAAAUUGGAAACAAAAAUACUUUUAGCGGUUGAAAUUAAAAAUGAGUUAAAAUAAAAGCUUAUUCUCUUUCUUUUGUAAUCUGUGCAAUAUAAAAAUAAGUUGCUGUUGUCUAAUCAAUUGUGUGAUUUUAAAUUUGAUUUUAAUGAAUCUACUUGUUAAAUGUACACAAUUAAAUGUAAACAUAAUAUAACGCCUUGUUUUUUUCUCAGAUUAAUAAAGUUCAGUAUACUAUGA
Carassius carassius (crucian carp) is the source of this 1573-nucleotide messenger RNA. Its product is annotated as protein-L-isoaspartate(D-aspartate) O-methyltransferase-like. Gene Ontology annotation, cellular component: cytoplasm. Lineage: Eukaryota; Metazoa; Chordata; Actinopteri; Cypriniformes; Cyprinidae. The transcript is spliced from 8 exons. Gene Ontology annotation, biological process: protein modification process. Gene Ontology annotation, molecular function: protein-L-isoaspartate (D-aspartate) O-methyltransferase activity. The record is from RefSeq and is a predicted model, not a curated record. Bases 234 to 944 code for a protein of 236 amino acids.